Messenger RNA from Vicia villosa (hairy vetch), 1434 nucleotides. RefSeq lists its product as uncharacterized. The record is from RefSeq and is a predicted model, not a curated record. Lineage: Eukaryota; Viridiplantae; Streptophyta; Magnoliopsida; Fabales; Fabaceae. The transcript is spliced from 3 exons. Bases 1 to 1434 code for a protein of 477 amino acids.
AUGGUUCUUGUUCGAGUGGUGAUUUGUGUCUUAUUCCAUUGUGUUGUUGACUAUGGGUGUUGGUUCAGUGGAUUGACAUUCUAUGUUCCCUGUGGUAUACCAUUUGAGGCCGAACCUUUGGCUCUGUAUUAUAUGUGUUGCCGGCAGUCCAGAAUGCCUGGGAUAUUCAAGAGUUCACCCAAGUUGAAGAUGGACAUUCUCACCGAUACUGUCAAAAAACGUACGAGGCAUACCAGCGCUUACAAGAUUCCGGAUAUUGAUGAUUCGGGGUUGAUAAGUUUGAGUUCUCGGUUGAAAGGGGAGGUUCUCCGUGACUUCAAUCAUGAUUAUGGCAAUUUGCUCUCCAUCCUCAAUACAUCUUUUGAUCCGAUGGCUUUGAUCACCCUAUUUCAGUUCUAUGAUCCGCAGUUGAGAUGUUUUACAUUCCAGGACUAUCAACUGGUCCCAACGCUCGAGGAAUUUUCUUACAUACUCAACAUCCGAAUCACUGAUGAUGUACCAUUCGUUCGAGUUCCCAAGGUUGUGAGGUUUGAAAGGAUAGCUGAAGCUCUUCACAUGGGUAUAAAGGAGGUGGAAAGAAAUUGGAAGUCAUCGGGCGGUGUUUCAGGUUUCUCUCUUUGCUUUCUGAUUAGUAGGGCUGAGGAUGCGGCUAAGAAAGAGCAUUGGGUUGAUUUUAGUCGUUUGCUUGCUAUCAUGAUCUAUGGCAUUGUCUUAUUCCCAUCAAGAGAGAAUUUUUGGUUCAUGUUGCAUUUGCCGGUGAGAGGACCUUUUGUGCUCAAGAAGAGUUCUCUUAAGUGGUCAGAUAGGAUUGUUAACCUCACAUCUUAUGACAUCAGGUGGAACUAUUGUGUGGGGAAGGUUUGGAACAUCAUCACUAGUUGCGGUCAAUAUCCCAACGUUCCUCUCAUGGGAACCAGAGGUUGUAUUAGUUAUAAUCCCACGCUCGCUUACUGUCAAUUGGGAUAUGCAAUGGAAAGGGCUCAGAAUGAUGUAGAAGUGUUUGAAUCAGUGUACUUUGCCGAUGGUAAAGAUCCUUUGGAGUUAGAAAAGAUAGCGUAUGCUUGGACUAAAGUCCACAAGAGAGAUCAGACUACUUUGAAGAAGAAGGUUCCUAUUGCUAUGGGUCCUUACAGGAAGUGGGUUGAGGCAAAAGUGGCAGAUCUGUUAAUGCCAUUUGCGAGGUCAUGUCCGUUGUACGAGCAACCUCCUGGGGUUUUAUCUGAUACAGUUGCGGCUGAACUCUAUAUUCAAGCCAAAGCGGACAACAUCCAGCUAAAAGCAAAGGACAAAGAGGUUGGUUUGGAGAGGUAUUUUCAAGACCACGAAAAGGCGGAAUUGGCUCGUAAGCUUAAGCAUGGGCAAGGUGAAGGUUCAAACAUGACACGUGCUCAAAGGCGAUCUCAUGACUUGAUGGAGGAAAUCUUGUACCGAUAA